Orussus abietinus is the source of this 1580-nucleotide messenger RNA. RefSeq names its product OTU domain-containing protein 6B. Gene Ontology annotation, molecular function: cysteine-type deubiquitinase activity. Gene Ontology annotation, biological process: protein deubiquitination. The record is from RefSeq and is a predicted model, not a curated record. The transcript is spliced from 4 exons. NCBI's taxonomy places the organism in Eukaryota, Metazoa, Arthropoda, Insecta, Hymenoptera, Orussidae. Bases 69 to 980 code for a protein of 303 amino acids.
CGAAAUCCAAAAAGUUACAAGUUACAACCUUGCAUGCAGGUAACGCAACAAACCUGUAGAUAUUCACAAUGGGAGAUAACUUAAAAAUUAAAAUGGCUGAGAAGGUGAUCACCGAAGAAGAAUUAGUUCAGAAACACAAAAGAGAAAGGAAAGAGCUUCAAGCACAAAUUCAGAUUCUAAAAAAAUCAAUUUGCAAGGGUGAUAAGAAGAAAAAGAAAGAGACCAUUGAAGAAAUAAGUCGUCGAGAACUUGAUUUAGAAACACGGCAGAAUGAGGAAAUGGCGAACCUAAAAUUAUCUCAUUUCACGAUCAAUAAAGCAGAGGAUGAUUCUGAUUUACAAAAUGUUGUUGAAGACAGUACAGAUGAAAAAUCAGUAGUUGCGUCACAAAGGGUUUCAAAAGCACAAAAGAGAAGAGAUAAGAAGGCGGAUGCUGAGAAGGCACGCAAUCGUUUGAUAAUCGAACAAGAAGCUUUAAAUGAAUUUGGAAAAAGAAAUGUUGAAAUGCAAACUAUUAGGAAGAUCCUUUGCGAACGAGAGUUAAUGAUUUAUGAGAUUCCGAGUGAUGGCCAUUGUCUAUACAAUGCUGUAGCACAUCAGUUGAAAUCCAUAGGAGAAGCACCAUUCGGAUUUGGAGAACUCAGGGCCAAAACUGCGGUGUACUUACGUGAAAAUAUGAAUGACUUUUUACCCUUCUUGUCAAAUCCUGAUACCGAUGAUUUGCUUUCUCCAGAGCAAUAUAACAAAUAUUGUGAUAAUGUGGCAGAUACAAGUGCAUGGGGUGGUGCCGUAGAGUUGCAGGUAUUAUCUCGUGUCCUAAAAUGCCCUAUUGAAGUCAUUCAAGCAUUUGGUGCAUCGUAUAUUAUUGGGGAUGAAUUCAAAAAUAGUAAAAAAGUUAUUUUGACUUACCAUCGACAUAUGUAUGAGCUUGGUGCUCACUACAAUUCGGUAAUCAAGUAUGUCAAGGACAAAGAAAGUUGAUAAGUCCUAAACUUAGUCAUAUUUUUAUUAAAAGCAUUGCCAAAAACGAUAACACUUGUUUUCCUAUACACAGUAUGGGGAUUUAAUUCGCGAUAUCAGUACGAACCUUUUAAAAGCUGCCAAUAUUUACUAAAAAUAGUUUUAAAUUAAAAAGUUCAAAACAACACAAUGAAUUCAUAUACCUUAGAUGAAAUGAAAUAUUUAAAACCAGGUAUUUCAUUAAUUGUGCAAUGUUGUCAAUUGAAUAUUAGGUUGAAAUGUUGUAAAUAAAGAUAAAUUGAAGCUCGGAUCUCAUGCUUUCAAUAUUGGAAAGUUUUUGGGUAACAAUCGAGAAGACUUCUAUUGACUACAUUAUUUUUUACUUGCGAAACUUUGGUUUAGCUAUCCGAGUUUCAAUUUUUUAUUGAUAAGCCGAAAAAAAAGUCACUGUCUCUUUGUGAUUCGACAAUAUCUACAAAUUAUAUCAGUCUACUGCCGAAAUGGAUUUUGCGUGUAACAUACACGUAUGUACAUAAACGUGUAUACUACCCUAUUGCUCUGUCUUUUGACUAUGUACAUUUCAAUACGCGCAAGAACAUACAUUACUGUCAAACUGUUCAG